AUGGCCUUCUUCCGCAUAACACUACACCGCUCGAGCAUUGGCAUGCCCGAGCGCACGCGCGGCGUUCUACAUGCCCUCGGUCUCCGGCGACGCGCACAGACUGUCUUCCAUCCCGUGAGUCGGCAAACGGCCGGUAUGAUCAUGAAGGUGAAGGAGCUGGUACGAGUGGAGGAGGUCGACUGCAGUCUCAGCAAGAAUCAAGUCAAGGCGGAGCGAACUCCGGACGCCGGAUUCUACCUCGAGAGAAAAGUGCAGAGGAUGGAGGGCUGA
Emericellopsis cladophorae is the source of this 270-nucleotide messenger RNA. RefSeq names its product Ribosomal protein L30/L7E. Gene Ontology annotation, molecular function: structural constituent of ribosome. Gene Ontology annotation, biological process: translation. The transcript has a single exon. NCBI's taxonomy places the organism in Eukaryota, Fungi, Ascomycota, Sordariomycetes, Hypocreales, Bionectriaceae. Gene Ontology annotation, cellular component: large ribosomal subunit; mitochondrion. Bases 1 to 270 code for a protein of 89 amino acids. The record is from RefSeq and is a predicted model, not a curated record.